Messenger RNA from Paramecium tetraurelia, 984 nucleotides. RefSeq lists its product as uncharacterized. The record is from RefSeq and is a predicted model, not a curated record. NCBI's taxonomy places the organism in Eukaryota, Ciliophora, Oligohymenophorea, Peniculida, Parameciidae. The transcript is spliced from 3 exons.
AUGAAAUAAGCUAAUCUCAUUGAGGUUAGUGUUGAAGAUCCUAAAUUGAAGCCACUUCUCAAAGAAAACAACUAGAGUCCUGUGUAAACUAAAUCAUUGCUUAUAAAAUUUAAGUUUGCAAAGAUUAGUGAAGUUGUUAUUAAAUUAAAUCAGAAACCUAGGAAUAUUAUAGCAAAACUAUGUAACCUUUCAUAAUAAUCAACUCAAUCAAAUUAAUAUGACUUGGAGUAUAUAAAAUUAUCCUAUGUUACUAAUGAGAAUCAAAAAGUCAUUUAUUGUAGCUCUGUUAACACAAAUUAAGUAACAAUAACAGUAAACAUUAAGCUCUAUACAAAUCUCUUAAUAAAGCUUGAAUAGAAUGAUGUAGCUUUUUAUAGCAUCUAAUUAUAUGGUUAGGAAUAAGCUCCUAAAGCAAAAUAAAGUUUUUGGGAUAAUUUCUUUGUCUAACCAUUGUCUAAUGGUACACCCGACCACCAUACAAACAACAAAGAUCAAGAAGAAAGAAGGAUAUAGGAAAUGAAUAAAAUUGCAUAGAAAGAAAAAAUGGAACUUGAAAAGGCAGUAGAAAAUAGUUUCGUUAGUGCCAAAUAUGAAUAGAUAAAUUAAAAAUAAAUCAUAGAGUCUAUUAAAGACACCAAAUAAUUUUAGUAAAGAUAAGUAUAUCAAUUUCAAGAAGAUGAACAAAUGAGCUAAGAGAUUUUGAUGGAAAACAAUGAUUUAUAGAAAUAUUAAUAUGGAGGGAAGAAACAGCCUUAAGUGAGGAGUGAAAAUUUUGGAUAUACAGAUAAGAAUAGUGUUCCUGAUUUGGGAUUUAAGGGGAAUGCUAAGGAAAAGUAAGGAUAAAAUAGUGAUGACCAAAUAAAAAUACAUUUUAUGACAAAGUAUAAAGCAGAUGAUAUUAAUCAGGCUUUUAUGAGAAUGCAUUAAUUAUUGGAGGAAACAGGGGGAGCGAAGAGAGUUCUAAAAAAUGUGAUGUAUAAUUGA